Danaus chrysippus (African queen) is the source of this 1824-nucleotide messenger RNA. The record is from the annotation of a GenBank genome assembly. NCBI's taxonomy places the organism in Eukaryota, Metazoa, Arthropoda, Insecta, Lepidoptera, Nymphalidae.
AUGAAAGAAACAAAAAUGAGCAACCACCUAUCGGGUGGACGACUUAACGUUUCAAUAUUGCAAGAAACUAUGAGAAAGGAACUAUUAAAUCUUUUGCAUAUUUGCGAAGGAUCUAAAUUGAUAAUAUGGGAUGAAUGGCUCGCUAACCCUGUAGGUCUUGUGGCCCAGUACUCUUUGUUAAUGGAACACGAAGUGGCUGAUAUAUUUCCACUAAAACCUGGAACUUUACCUACAAUUUCUGUGAAGCACAUUAUAUUUAUAGCUCGGCCUAAGCUGGUAUUAAUGGAUUUAGUCACUGAUUAUAUACUUUCCCUCAGAAACAAACAAAGUACUUCAGUAGAGUUCCACCUAUUCUUUGUACCAAGGAGAAGCGAGUUGUGUGAAAAACAUCUCAAAAAUCGAGGUGUUCUGGGAACACUUUCCAUUGAAGAGUUUAGAUGUGAUAUAUUUCCCUUUGACAGUGAUGUAAUGUCACUGGAACUACAGAAUGAUUUCAGAGAAAAUUACUUGGAAGGUGAUCCGACUUGUCUGUAUAACGCAGCUCAAGCUAUACGCACCAUCCAACAACUAUAUGGAAUAAUACCAAGAGUUUAUGGAAAAGGAGAAGCUGCUAAACAAGUAUGGGAUCUUCUCUGUAGAUUGAAUAAGGAAGAGCAGGGUAGUCCAAGAGGAGCUUCAACUUCUUGUAUUGAUCAGCUAUUGUUGCUCGAUAGAGCCAUAGACUUCACUAGUGUGAUGGCCACUCAACUCACAUACGAAGGACUUAUUGAUGAGUUGUAUGGAAUAAGGAGUUCUACUGUCACUUUUCCUGGUCACAAGUUUGUUAGCCCGGAUGAUGCUAGACCAGAAGUAACAGCCAGAGAAAAAAAGAGAAUCAUACUCAACUCAAGUGAAGAACUAUUCGCUGAGCUGAGAGAUUGUAACUUCACUGCGGUAGGAGCGCAAUUGUCAAAGAAAGCAAGAAUUAUCAAGACCCAAUUGGAUGAAAGACACAAUGACAAAUCAGUUCAGGAGAUAAAACAGUUUGUUUCCCGUCUGCCACAGAUGUUAGCAAACAAACAGUCAUUGGCGACACAUACAGCUAUAGCUGAAUACAUUAAAGAAACCACAGAUUCCUUUGAAUUCCAUGACACCAUCCAGUGCGAAGAAGACUUUAUAAAUGGCAUCGACAAUGACAAAGUGUGCCCAUUCAUAGAAGACCUCAUAGCACAGAAGGCGCCUUUGACUAAAGUACUUCGUCUGAUCUGCCUCCAAUGUGUCACCGGUUCUGGUUUGAAACCGAAAGUAUUAGAGUACUAUAAACGUGAAUUGGUCCAAGUAUACGGACUCAGUACCUGGCUGACGUUAUGUAACCUUGAAAAAUGUGGGCUUUUAAAGGCGCAGACAGGACCACGACAUUACACUGUUCUAAGAAAGACUUUACAUCUUACUAUGGAGGAAUUUGAGAUUGAAGCGAAAGAGAAGAGUUAUCUUUCCAGUAAAUACAUACCAUUGACUGUCAGACUCAGUGAACAUAUAUCCAAAAAUAAAGGAUGGUCAGCUAUCGCUGAUGUUCUGGGUUCGCUCCCUGGACCUCUGUUAGAGGAGCUGCAAAGUCUACAGCCGCGUAUGACUCGUCGGAACUCAAUUUCUAGCGAGAAUUCUUCGUCAAUGGAAAACGCUAGGGUUGUUUUGGUUUUCUUUAUCGGUGGUUGCACCUACCACGAGAUAUCAGCUUUAAGAAGUAUCAGCCAGCAAGAAGAAUCUAAUGUGGAAUUUGUAAUACUUACUACCAAAUUGAUUAAUGGCAACACUUUUAUGGAGUCCCUGAUGGAAGAUUAUUAA